Anisakis simplex (herring worm) is the source of this 243-nucleotide messenger RNA. The record is from the annotation of a GenBank genome assembly. NCBI's taxonomy places the organism in Eukaryota, Metazoa, Nematoda, Chromadorea, Rhabditida, Anisakidae.
AUGACCGGUAUGAAUAGUGCGCAUCGGAGUCGAACUAGCGUUGCGAGUAUGUCAAGUUUUAUGGGAGGUGCAUCGGGUAAACUUCGGAAAGGACGCAGUUUGGAGGACAUAGCAAUUGAUUCGGAUAAAGUGAAGAAGUUCGCUGAUAGCAGUGAUGAUACGGAAGAGGAAGAUAAGAAAUCCGAUAAGAAACGAAGUGUCACAUCGAGUCGUCGAAGCAGUAAAGUCCAUUUUUUUUUUUGA